Rhizophagus irregularis DAOM 181602=DAOM 197198 is the source of this 1659-nucleotide messenger RNA. RefSeq lists its product as uncharacterized. Lineage: Eukaryota; Fungi; Glomeromycota; Glomeromycetes; Glomerales; Glomeraceae. The record is from RefSeq and is a predicted model, not a curated record.
AUGGCAUGCUCAAAAAUAUUUUCAGGAGAUUUACCCGAAUUAACAUAUAAAAUUGUGCAGUAUUUUAGAAAAGAUUUUUCAACAUUGUAUUCAUGUAUUUUAGUUAAUAGAUUUUGGUGUCGUUUAGCGAUACCAUUAUUAUGGGAAGAUCCAUUUUCGGCUCCUACCAAAAAUUAUCAUUGUAUUGAAAUUUAUUCACACUAUUUUAAUGAAGAUAGUAAAGCAAAAUUUAAUGGAUAUGGAAUUUAUGAUUUAGUACCUACAUAUACAUUAUUUAAUUAUCCUAGUUUUAUUAAAUAUUUAAAUAUGCAAAAUAUUCGUCAUUCUAUUGGAAAGUGGAUUGAAACUUUGAUGAAAUAUGAUUAUUGUAAUAAGCUAGGAAAUUUAGUUUAUAAGUCAUUGUUCGAAAUAUUCAUUGGAAAUGGAGGAAAUUUACAUUCUUUUGAAGUUGUAAUGGCCAUGGAUAGUGAUUUUAAUUAUACUAUUAUGGAAUUAAUUUUACAAAAUCCAAAUUUUAUUUACAACAUCAGAAAUAUAAAAUUCUUCUAUAAUUAUAACUCUUCACCUUCAAAUAUUAUGAAUAUCAUUCCUUUUUUAAAAUUUUUAUAUUCGAAUUGUUAUUCAAUCUCAUCAAUUAUUUUUCAUUUUCAUAUAUUUAAUGUUAAUAGUAAUGAUUUUUCAUUAAUUGAAAAAUGUUUCUCACAAAUAAUUAUUUCUCAACAUAAUCUCAAAAUGAUUUCAUUUGGAUCUAAUGAUAUUUUACAUAAUCCAUUUUUAUCAUUAAAAAAUUCUCUUUGUUCAAAUACUUUAAAUACAAUUAUAUUUGAUAGUAUUGAUUUUAGAAAUAUAAUUACUAUUUUACAAGAAGUAUUUGAUCAAUUAAAUGUUUUAGAAUCUAUUCAUAUUCUUUAUUGUGAUUCUUUAAAUUCUAAUUUUGUUCAACAAAUUAUUAAGGUCAUUAAACCUUUUAAAUUAAAAUCUUUAUUCAUGAAUGAAAUAUUAAAUGUUGAAUCAUUACUACUUCUAUUACAAAAAUUUGGUGAUUAUCUAGAAAAUUUUGGUUUUGGAUUUAUAGAAGAAACUAAAUAUGAUGAACCAAAACGACAAUUGCUUGAAUUUAUUUUGAAAUAUUGUACAAACCUUAUAUAUUUUGAUCCGGGUACACCUGAUGAUAUUAAUAUUUACUCACUAAUUCAAAGUGGACAAAAUAUUAACUACCUUACUAUUGAAUUGGAUGAUUUCAUUUAUCAUACAAUUUAUAAAGAAUAUAGUUCAAAUGUAUUAAAAAAUUUAGGACAAGUUCUUCCUUCUAAUUUAGAAUAUUUAUGUUUAUCAAUUUCAUUUAAUAUACAUGAUUUAAAAAUAUUUUUAAAUAAUUCACAAAAUAUUUUUAUAAAGAAAUUAUUAAUUAAAAAUAUUGAUGGAGAAAGAGAUAUUUUAUUUUAUAUAAAAGAAUAUAUUAUGAAAAAGGAAAGGGUUAAAUAUUUUGCUUUUUUAGAUGCAGAGAAUGAAGAGAAUGAAGGUUAUAAUAAAGAGUUGGUUUUUUUAAAAGAUGAAGUAAAUGAAUUUAAAUUAUAUAAUAUUAUAGUUCAAAAAUAUGUUGAUUUAUAUAUUACUGCAAGUAGUUUUUUAGAAGAUUAUUACAUUUUAAAUAAAUGA